Molecule: messenger RNA, 732 nt
Organism: Daldinia decipiens
Lineage: Eukaryota; Fungi; Ascomycota; Sordariomycetes; Xylariales; Hypoxylaceae
Exons: 4
Coding region: 1-732 (243 amino acids)
Molecular function (GO): FAD binding
Source: RefSeq, a predicted model, not a curated record
AUGGCAUGGAGAGAAUCUACGUGCAUCUUUCAGCCGCGGCACGUGAGCGAGUUGCGAAAAGCGAUACCUUUGAUCCUCGAUGCAAAUGUGAGCUUUGCUGUUCGUUCCGGUGGCCACUGCCCGCAUCAUAGUUGCGCCAACUCAGAUGGUGGGGUCCUAAUCGACAUGGCCAACUUUGAUCAGCUAGACUUUAAACAAGAGGGCCAAGUUGCUACCGUGGGACUAGGCCUUACUUGGGGCGAGAUUUACACUUAUCUUGAAUCAUAUCAACAUGUAGUGGUAGGAGGACGAAUACUAGAUGUUGGCGUGGGUGGUUCCACAUUUGGAAGUGGUCUUUCUUGGCUCCGGAUCUUUAUGGCCUGGCUUGUCGUCCUCACCAAUGGCUCACUGGCCCAUGCCAGCGCCGAAGAAAAUGUAGAUUUGUUCUGGGCUUUAAAAGGGGGAGGAAAUAACUUUGGCGUGGUUGCGGCAUUAUCACUCACAGCAUAUCCCCUAGGCCAAGUCUGGAGAGGAAUAAAUAAGUAUAAUAUUGAGGAUCUCCCGGCCCUUAUGAACGCCUACAACGAAUAUCAGAGCGUUAUUAACAAGGAUCCCUAUGCUAACUUGAUUAUGUUGGCUUCUGCAACGAAUGCGAGUUUGGGAGUUUGGGUCUCAAUGAUAUAUCUGAAGCCCCAGGAAAACCAUACUGCAUUUUCGGCCUUCUACGGCAUCAACACGCGACAAGGUUUAUAA